CUUGCCGCCCGGCAUAUAAGCCAAGAACCUCUGUUUUUCCUGUCAAUUGAUGGUGAAAUUUCAAACCAGCCGCUUUUCCGCGUUAUAUACAAACGUUUUUUUUGACAGGUACACACUAUUUUAAGAACAAUCAACAAGUUAACCCGCAACAAAAUGUCUCAGGUUGCUUCCAAGGAAAAUAUUGCCGACAACAUGGAGAAAUUCACGCUAAAGAGCCCCAGCAAGAAAGUACUGACCGAGAACGCCAGCAACGUUCGCAAAAUGUCCAUUGGCAACGAGGAGAAUGGCGCAGCCAAGGAAGCCGAGGUCAGCAAAGUAGCGACGUCCAUUAUGGAGAAGAAUGGAUCGCCGUUUGACCCUUCUAUUGAGCCCCUGCUCCGAGAGAAUCCACGCCGCUUUGUUAUAUUCCCCAUUCAGUACCACGACAUCUGGCAGAUGUACAAAAAGGCCGAAGCCUCCUUCUGGACUGUGGAAGAGGUGGAUCUGUCGAAGGACGCGACCGACUGGGCUCGUCUCACUGACAACGAGCGCUACUUCAUCUCCCAUGUGCUGGCCUUCUUCGCUGCCUCCGACGGCAUUGUUAACGAGAAUCUGGUCGAGCGCUUCAGUCAGGAGGUUCAGAUCACGGAGGCGCGCUGUUUCUACGGCUUCCAGAUAGCCAUGGAGAACGUGCACUCCGAGAUGUACAGCGUGCUCAUCGACACCUACAUACGGGAGCCGGAGGAGCGCGACUACUUGUUCAAUGCUGUUGAGACCAUGCCGGCUGUGAAGCGCAAGGCGGACUGGGCCCUAUCCUGGAUAUCCUCGAAAUCGGCCAACUUUGCCGAGCGAAUUAUUGCCUUUGCAGCUGUGGAAGGAAUCUUCUUUAGCGGCAGUUUUGCCUCGAUCUUUUGGCUAAAGAAACGUGGCCUCAUGCCCGGUCUGACCUUCUCCAACGAGCUUAUCUCCCGUGACGAAGGCCUCCACUGCGACUUUGCGGUGCUGAUGUACCAGCAUCUAGUGCAGCGUCCCAAGCGGGAGCGCAUCAUUGAGAUCAUUCGGGAUGCUGUGGAAAUCGAGCAAGAGUUCCUCACCGAAGCCCUGCCCGUCAAUUUGAUUGGCAUGAACUGCGUCCUCAUGUCGCAGUACAUCGAGUUUGUGGCCGACCGUCUGCUGGGGGAGCUCGGUGUGGGUAAGAUCUACAACACCAAGAAUCCCUUCAGCUUCAUGGAGAUGAUCUCUCUUGACGGAAAGACAAACUUCUUUGAAAAGAAGGUGGCCGAGUACCAGCGCAUGGGAGUCGUAACGAGUCGCUUGGACAACGUGUUUACCCUAGACGCCGAUUUCUAGGGCUGGUCCCUUCCGAGGGCUGGCAUCUCAUGAUAAAUAUUUAACCAGGGAGUUUUUAUGUGUAAUUUGUAAUAGAAUUGUAAUUUAGAUUAAGAUCAAUCACGUCCUCAUUUACACUCUUGACCUUAAGCCUUUCCAUGUAUGAAAGUUGAUGCACCUGACUUGGAGCAAAAUCACAUUAUUGUAUAUAAAACAUCAAUAAAUAAUAAAUAGACACAAUUAUAACCUAAA
Molecule: messenger RNA, 1560 nt
Organism: Drosophila subobscura
Lineage: Eukaryota; Metazoa; Arthropoda; Insecta; Diptera; Drosophilidae
Gene: RnrS
Product: ribonucleoside-diphosphate reductase subunit M2
Exons: 3
Coding region: 154-1329 (391 amino acids)
Biological process (GO): deoxyribonucleotide biosynthetic process
Cellular component (GO): cytosol
Molecular function (GO): ribonucleoside-diphosphate reductase activity, thioredoxin disulfide as acceptor
Source: RefSeq, a predicted model, not a curated record